AUGUCCCUCAAGGACAUCGGAAAGUACGAUGUGUCCGAAGAAGCGCAAGCUCUCAAAGACAAACUAGCAAGCCAAGACACCGAGAAUGCGGGCCUGCGAAGCCGCCUAAUGAAGAGAGAGGCAGAAUUACAUGAAAUAAAGACAUCCUUAAACGAAACAUUGUACAAGCUCAGCGCAGAGGCCGAUCGCGCUCUCAAGCUUGAAAGCGAUCUGGCGUGUCGUUCAGAUGAGCUUAAGAUCGAGAAAGUGACCUCUAGGAAUGCAGAGAUUGCACUUGUUGCUGCACAGGACAGACUGAAAGCUGAGGAACGAGCAGCACGGCAGCUCGAGGCAACGCUUGACACCAUGUCUUGUCAGUCCGAUUCAGUUAGGGCUCAAACUUUGAAGCUGGAGGCAGAGAAGCGAACCAUGGAGUCUCGCGUACGUGAACUAGAGAGGAUGUUGCAGAACAUGGAAAUGCAACCGGCAGCUAAUUCUCGAUUACCGCAGCGAGGUGGGAGGCCUCGGUCUUCCUCUGUGGCUGGUUUCAGAUCACCAGCAUUGGAGCGAGAACUAAACGAUACCAAGGCUCUCCUGGCAGAGAAAGAGAAGAGCUUACGUGACAUAGAAAUGAAACUUGCUCGAGCUCAGGAAGAUCUUGUCAAGUCGCAAAAUACACAAUUUUCGGCGGAGAAGACUAUGCAGGCCCGUAUCGCGGAGCUCGCGGCAAUAAUAGAGGACAAGGAUGAGGAGCUGGAGGUGACGCGGGGAAGCACAAUGGAGAGGGAGGAAGAGCUGCUGAAGAGGAUAGACGAAGACGAAGCGAAGAUAGAGACAUUGGAGAGUCUCCUGCGCGCGCAGCAAACAGGACCCACACAGGCGGCGUACGAUAAGCUGCAGAGAAGGCUACGUGCGGAGUCGGACAAGCUUACCUGCUCGGAGAAAAGAGUGCGAGAUCUCAUGGAGGAGAAAAAUGUAGCACAGGACGCAUGCGCCACUAUACGUCAGGAGCUUGACAGAGCGGAGCGGCUGUUCCAGGACAGUGAGAACCGCGUAAAAGCUCUGAAGGUCAUCGAAAGGUGUGUAGUCCUUAGCUAUCAGCCCAGCAUAUCGCUGAAUUUUGAACCAGUGGAUUGCAACAAGAGCUUAUGGAUCUCCGGUGCAAUCUGGAGUCGACGGCCACUAACCAGGAUCAUAUGGAUAUCGAUGUUGAAGACAUCCGAUCUAACUUCGACAGCAGCUUCCUAUCCCCAAAUUGCUCUACCCCGGUGCCACCGACCAAGACCAACAGUUCUGCUCACCCUGAUGAAGCGACGCUCGCCAAUUACAUUGAAACAUUGCUCAGGGCUGUAG
Suillus paluster is the source of this 1332-nucleotide messenger RNA. RefSeq lists its product as uncharacterized. Bases 1 to 1332 code for a protein of 443 amino acids. The record is from RefSeq and is a predicted model, not a curated record. The transcript has 4 exons. NCBI's taxonomy places the organism in Eukaryota, Fungi, Basidiomycota, Agaricomycetes, Boletales, Suillaceae.